AUGCGGGCGUCUCUCAUUGUCGCCCUUGCAGCUGCCACUGCCUCGGCGUCACCGCUUUCGUUGCCCGAACUCACUAGCAGCGGGGGCUACGGCUACGUGCGCAGUCCGGACCGCUCAGUGUCGCUCACGUCGCCCCGGCCGCACGACUACAUCGACGUGUCUAAGCUGCCCAAGAACUUCGACUGGCGCAAUGUCAACGGCACGCGCUACGUGAGCAUCUCACGCAACCAGCACAUCCCUCACUAUUGCGGCUCGUGCUGGUCCUUCGCCGCGACAUCAGCUUUGGCAGAUCGCAUUCUCAUAUUCAAGGAGCGCAACCCAGGCAACAAGCCGUCUGUGGAAGUGCAUCGAGGGGUAGUACUGUCUCCUCAAGUGAUCCUUAACUGUGACAAGAAGGACAACGGAUGUCACGGCGGUGACCAAUUGGAAGCAUAUCGCUAUAUCAAAGAACACGGCGUCCCCGAAGAAGGAUGCCAGCGCUACGCAGCCACGGGGCAUGACACCGGCAACACGUGCACCGACAUGGACGUGUGUGAGAACUGCUUGCCGUCCAAGGGCUGUUUCCCUCAAAAGUCAUACGACAAAUAUUAUGUUUCAGAGGUCGGUACUACCUUGGGCGAGCAGCAGAUGAUGGCCGAGAUCUACGCUCGUGGGCCAAUCGCCUGCAGUGUGGCAGUUACCGACGGGUUCCUCAAGUACUCGGGAGGUAUCUUUGACGAUAAAACCAACGCUACAGACGUGGACCACGCCAUCUCGAUCGUUGGGUGGGGCGAGGAGAACGGAGUACCCUUUUGGGUUCUACGCAACAGUUGGGGUAGUUUCUGGGGCGAAAGUGGCUGGAUGCGACUCGUCCGAGGUGUCAACAACGUCGGAGUCGAAGGCGAAUGCGCCUUUGGAGUGCCUCGAGACGACGGAUGGCCCACUCCGACCAAGAUUGAAGAAAAGGAAGAGGAUAAGGUCAAAGAACCUCAAGAAGAGACGUCGGUGGAGUCGACACUGGGUGGCUGUCGUCAGAAGCUCCACUUUGCUGGGGGAGAACGCGUGAUCUCGCCGCUACCUCAUGAGACGAUGGAUGUUACAGACCUGCCUAAGAGCUGGGACUGGCGUGAUGUUAACGGCAAGAACUACGUCACGUGGGACAAGAACCAACACAUCCCCAAGUACUGUGGCAGUUGCUGGGCUCAAGGAACGACCAGUGCACUGUCGGAUCGUAUCUCCAUCCUGAGAAAUGCGUCGUGGCCGGAAAUUGCUCUGUCGCCUCAAGUUCUCAUCAACUGCCAUGCAGGCGGCACCUGUAAUGGUGGCAACCCUGGUCUAGUGUACGAGUACGCACACCGCCAUGGCAUUCCAGACCAAACGUGUCAAGCUUAUCAAGCCAAGAACCUUCAGUGCGACCAAUUUGCUAUCUGCGAGACUUGCUGGCCGUCGAAGGAGUCGUUCACUCCUGGAGUGUGUGAACCCAUCAAGAAGUUCGCUAAGUAUUACGUGUCUGAGUACGGCUCCGUGAGCGGCGCUGAGCGUAUGAAGGCUGAGAUUUACAAACGAGGCCCCAUUGGCUGCGGUGUGCACGCCACAUCCAAGUUCGAGUCGUACACCGGUGGCAUCUACUCGGAACACGUCAUGUUCCCACUGAUUAACCACGAAAUCUCGGUCGCUGGCUGGGGAUACGACGAAGAAACAGACACGGAAUACUGGAUCGGACGUAACUCGUGGGGAACGUACUGGGGAGAGAACGGCUGGUUCCGUAUCCAGAUGCACCACAACAAUCUCGGUAUCGAGCAGGACUGCGACUGGGGCGUGCCACUCCCGGAUGGCUCCAAGCCUAACGACUUUGUCGUUGACUACCAAGGCAACGAGGCCGAGACCAUGGUGGUCUUGCAUUCCAGCGACGAUCAGUGUCACUUGUUCACGGAUGUGUUUGGGCGCUUGCUGCAGCUGUUGCUGGGCUGUAUCGCCAUCUUCCUGCUCUACAUCAAGCGCAAGCUCGAGUUCCCUAUCCGGCCCAUAAAAGUCUGGGCGAUGGACGUGAGUAAACAGUCUCUGGGUGCGUUCUACAUCCACUGCAUCAGUGUCAUCUUGUCGAUUGUUAUGAUUGCUGCAUCGACUGAAAAUUACGAUGAGGUACGCAAAUAA
Molecule: messenger RNA, 2133 nt
Organism: Phytophthora infestans T30-4
Lineage: Eukaryota; Oomycota; Peronosporomycetes; Peronosporales; Peronosporaceae
Product: cysteine protease family C01A, putative
Exons: 6
Coding region: 1-2133 (710 amino acids)
Cellular component (GO): lysosome
Molecular function (GO): cysteine-type endopeptidase activity
Source: RefSeq, a predicted model, not a curated record